Messenger RNA from Phanerochaete carnosa HHB-10118-sp, 1135 nucleotides. RefSeq lists its product as uncharacterized. The record is from RefSeq and is a predicted model, not a curated record. The coding region runs from base 144 to 827 and encodes 227 amino acids. The transcript has 5 exons. Lineage: Eukaryota; Fungi; Basidiomycota; Agaricomycetes; Polyporales; Phanerochaetaceae. Gene Ontology annotation, cellular component: cell division site; plasma membrane; growing cell tip.
GAGGCCCAGCGCCACCUCCGGUCGACCCAUGGAAGCUUAUAUGCACAGCGGCUCACCUCCUGUGGUGCCCAUUGCCCUCGCCUUAUAACCCAGUCGUCUGGCUGCUCUACAUCCCAGGGACAACCCUUGAAGCCAUUCUCGCGAUGUUCUGGGUAAUCGCGCCGUUCUUGACGUUCUCUGCUUUUCUGCUACUACUCCUCGUCUCGCUCUCGGUGCCCAUCAUCCACAGCAUCUAUCUCUUUCGCCUCUCAGCGCACGCCGCGACCAGCUUGCUCGACGCCGCUGCUUCUGGUGUCGUGCGCUUUGGAGUGUGGGGGUAUUGCAUCUCAACAAUUGACCUCUCCAUCGUCGGUCUGAACGAUGACAGUGCCGGCUCCUGUUCACAUCCCAAACUCGGUUACACCUUUGACAGCAACGUACAAGCGGCGCUGAACGCCAGCGGAGUCAACGUGAAGUCCAUCAACAAGGCUCUAACUGCGGCCUUAGUCCUCCACCCAAUCGCAUGUGGCUUUAGCUUCCUAACCUUGCUCGCGUCGUUAUUCAUUGUCCGCUGGCGCACGGGCCUCUCGCGCGGGGCGUCAUUCCUCACCCUUGGCGUCGGCUUGUUUACCGCCCUUCUCACGACUGUUGUCUUCCUCGUUGACGUGAUCUUUGUGGCCAUCGUCAAAUCUGACAUCAAGAAAGACACGGACGGCUCGGUGACAGGCGCAUGGGGAAAUGCUGUGUGGAUGGUCCUCGGCGCGACUGUCGCGCUUUGGGCAGCCCUCGUGGGCGUGUGCGUCGGGCUAUUCAGGGGAAGACGCAAGCCGCGAGGCACCCGCUACUAGACGAUUGCACGCUUGCGAUAAGUCAAGCAAAUCCACCAUAGACCAUAAAUGACGACAGACCCGAGAUAAUCUUUGAUCGGCGCAUCGCGCCUAGCUUGUAACGAUCACAUGCACCAGACACCUACCCUCCUGCUACAUCACAUAUUUUUGGACAUGGACCACCCCUUGUUUGUGAUAGACUUAGUGUUUUUUUUUUUGUUUCUGAUAGUUCCGACGUGCAUGCGAACCGGACUUCUGCGCGUCACCUCCAUCGCCCGAACGUGGAGUGUACCAUACGUAUCGUGUUUUCCGUAUCAUGUACUUUUGCC